CUCGACUCGAGCGGCGGGUCAGCUCGGGGUCGCUCGCUCCUUUGCCUCACGUCAGUAUUGCUUGCUUGCAUACCACCGUCCCCACCAGGACCGAGCAUCGCCCCGCCAUGCUCGCAAAAGUCUUCAGGAAAGCCAGUUCCGCCACCCCGUCGGCACCGGACCCGCCCCCUCCGUCCGGUAGGCUGACCCGCUACAGCGAGCGUGCACGCCAACUCCACACCGCCCCCACCAGCACCAGCGGCGGCAGCCGUAAUGACGACAGGCCCUCGACCCUCGGCGCUGGCGCUGGCACAGGCGCAACGCUCGCCGGCUACGCACCCGACGACAGCAACAGCUCUGUGACCUGCACCCAGAGCAGUACAUCCGCCCAGCGCUACAAGUACUCUUACCUCUCCCAGCAGCAGCAAAACGAGGGGCAGCAACCUGCCCACACCCGCACCCAUAGCGCAGCCAACAAUGGCACCAGCUCCCCACCGACCACCUCCCGCGUCCGCUCCUACCGCAAGCCCACCACCGCCACCCCGCAAGGCAGAGCCGACGACGACACCUCUCGGCUCCCUCCCAUUCCAUCGCUCUCGCUCGGCCACGGUGCCUCCGAUGGCGACACGCCACAAGAAGACGUCUUUGACGGUAGGAACAAGGACCCCGCAAGCACCCUCUACCGCGCCGCCAGCAACAACCAGCUCAAGAUUAUGCAGCAGCAGCAAGCUCACAAUGGAUCGGCCGCAACCCCCCACCAUCCGCAAAAAAGCACGCUGCAGAAAGGCAAAGACGAUGCAGGCGGUUUGCUCACCGGCGCCGGAACCGCAGCCGUUCUGAACAACAACGUUUUUGGUGCUACCAAUGGCGAUGGCCACACCAUGGGCGAUCGCAGUGCCAACGCCAACAACCAUGCCAACGGCGCAGGCUAUCUAGAUGCACGUGCCACCAUCCCCAACGGCGGCGAGAAGCACCAUAAGGGCAGCGCCAUAUCCCUCGUCAGCGGAAUCAGCAGCAUCGACGGAAGCGGAAGCGGCAGCGGAAAGCGCAAGCCCGUACCCACGUAUGAGGAUGAGGAGGGAAAGGAGGAGGGGGAGCAGUACAAGCAGCAGGCAGUCGAACGCGAUGCGGGAUACCAGGCCAAGCAGCCUGCCGCGGCGGCCGCUUCUGUCCAAGUGGUGGUGCAAAGGGCACAGCAGCAGCAGCAGGCUUCCAAUCGCGCCAACGGCAUUGGAAAUGGUAUCGCCAGCGUCAGCGCCGAGCAGCGCACACAGAAGGCCACUCUCAAGAUCCAGGUCACGCCCCAGCAGCGACACUAUCUCGUCAAAGCGCUGGUCGCGCUGCAGAUGGCCAACGAGGCGCGUGACAUCGAAAAGGUAGGCGCGCUGACAUUCUAUGGUCACCCCUUCAGCGCCGAGAGGCCCAAGCUGAAGCGGAUCAAGAAGGACCUCGAGAACGAGUACACUUCUGGUGGCGGCUUCGAAGAAGUCGCCGACGAGGCUUACGGCGAGGAUGCAGACGAGGACGUCAUCCGGCGUGCCGAGGGCGUACAGGAGCCGGUCAUCCUGCGCCAUCUAUUCCACGCCAAUCUGCUCCCAUUCCCCGGGCUCGACACGGCGCCGCUCAAGUAUUGGCAGGCGCGCAUCCAGGUCUUCUUCGACGAGAUGGCCGCCCGUAACUUCUCCACGAGCAUGGAACGCGGCGAACUGAGUAAGCGCCGUUUCUUUGCGCUCGCCGGCAUCCGCUACCUCUCCGUCUUCUUUGCACGUGGAGUCGGCAUCCGCGGCGAGGGCGAGACGCGCGGGCCCGGUGUCGGCGAGCCCGGGAGCGAAAAGUGGGGUAAGGGCAAGCAGUGGGGCAAGGGCACUGUCAAGCGUGGACUCGACCGGCCGGUACGCAUCGACGCACCGCUCAUGCGCCAGAUCGACGACCUUUUUCACGCCGACUCGGAGGAAGGGCACCAGUGGCGCCUCGCGGGCAAGGAGGCCGCGCGCAUCCGCACGGACUGGCAGGCGUUCAAGGAACACGUCAUUGAACACGAGGACGGCAUCGAGGACGUCCAUCGACACCUCGACAUCAACAACAUCAAGAAUCUCCCCACACACUACCGCAAUGCAGAGGAGUGGGCGCGCAACCAUGCCGCCUACAUCUUCCACACCCUCUUCGUCUCCAGCCCGGGUGCAGACGGCACCUUCAAGGUCCUCAAGGGCAUCGUUGGCCUCUUUCCCUUUUGGGCGACGCGCCAGAUCCUCAAAUACGCCAAUGCGCAGGUCAUGAUCCAGGGCAUCCUCUCGCUGCUCCUCGCGCGGCCCGCAGGAUCCAAGUCCCUCAUGCAGCGCGUCUUUUCCUUUGUCAUUGGCCGCGAGAUCUCGUCGAUCGAGAAGGAGUACAUCACGCCACUCCGUAACGCCAUCACCGACGACGAGUUGGCCAAGCUGGUGGAGGAGUACGUCAAGCGCGGCAGCAGGCCCGAGAAGCGCGCAAUCCGCGCCAAGACGCUCAAGUCCGGCAACGACGUCCUCACCACCAUCCUCCUCGAGGGCAAUCACAACAGGCCCCAGCAGCAGACACAGGAACGCAUCAUGCACAUGCAGCGAUGCUUUGGCCUCUCCACCCUCCGCAGUCGCCUCGAUGAUGCGUACCCGGACGGCACGCCGCCCGCGCAGGAACGCAAGGCACCCGUCGCUGGCUUCGGCCUUGGCAGUAGCACCACGGACGCCGAGGCGGCGCGCCAGUUUGCGCUACUAAAGCUCCUGCUGCGCGAGUGCCUCAAGAAGCGCGAUCGCGAGCAGGCCUCGGCCAUGGCCACCGGUUCGCUCAUCCCGACCAUCAUUAAGGAUUCGCUAGAGAACGUCUUCUACUCAAUCAUCAAGGAGAUCGCUUCCACAGCCGAUCUCAGCGCGCGCCUAGGUGACCUGCAGGCUUUCCUUGAGGACCUCAUCAAGGUCAAGCUCAACACAGAUAACAGCCUGCAGGAGUGGAUUGCGCUAUGUGCGCGUCACGAGAAUUCUCUGUAUUACUUUUUCCACGAGUGCGCCUCGAUCGCCGAGCCGUUCAUCGACUGGCUCCAGCUCGGCGCAGACUACAUGGCGCUCAGCACGAGCGAUCCAGCGCACCCAGCCGAUCGCAGUCGCAAGAACAUCGAGGUCAACGUGGAGAAGAUGCUCGGGGACAACCGGCUGACCGAUGACGACGUCAGGCGCAUCCUGCGCGAGGUGGACAAUCUGACGCAGUACACGCUCUGGAACAAGGUCUGGUACGAGCUCGAGCUGCGUAAGAACUUCCUCCUGGCUCGACCGGACGCCGCGCCGGUGAGCGGCCUCGGCGAGAAGGACCUACCUUCGCCGACGUUCAAGAAGGAUAUCGAGGAUAUCGACUCGCUGCUUUCCGAUCUGAUGACCAAGAAAGGCGUCAAGAUCAACGACGGUCUCUGCCGCAGCGAGGCCCGCGGGACUGAGGCGGCCGAGUUCCCUUGGAUCUGGUUCGACGAAGUUGACCCAUGCGGGCAGCACCUCAUGGCCGAGGAGGCCGUGGCUGACCUACGCUACGAGCCCCGCGGUAUGUCGUACCCGCCUCCGAACCUGCUGCACACCCGCAAGGUUCUGCCUAUUUUCCGCGAGAUUCUCCUCUCCGAGAUGCCUGACCGCAUGCGCAAGACCCCUUUGCCCCCUGGCAAUGCGCGCCGCGCAUCAAAGUUCUCCACAUCCAACAAAUCCGACAAAGGUGGCGCAGACACCCGGUCCGUCGUGUCCAAGAAAAGUGCCAAGAGCUUCAAGAUCCCCUUUUUGUGAUAUAUUUACUUUGUAUAUGGAUAUAUGCAAGAGCUGCCGCGGUCACUGCAGCCGCCCUUGCUCGACCGAUGGGUGAAAGGCCCAACCAGAUUGCAUUGUACUAUUAGGAAAUAUUCAGCUAUUAAACAGUC
This is a messenger RNA of Tilletiaria anomala UBC 951, 3901 nucleotides long. RefSeq lists its product as uncharacterized. The record is from RefSeq and is a predicted model, not a curated record. Gene Ontology annotation, molecular function: phosphatidylinositol binding. NCBI's taxonomy places the organism in Eukaryota, Fungi, Basidiomycota, Exobasidiomycetes, Georgefischeriales, Tilletiariaceae. The coding region runs from base 108 to 3770 and encodes 1220 amino acids. The transcript has 5 exons.